This is a messenger RNA of Phyllopteryx taeniolatus (common seadragon), 8584 nucleotides long. RefSeq names its product acetyl-CoA carboxylase alpha (gene acaca). The record is from RefSeq and is a predicted model, not a curated record. The transcript has 54 exons. NCBI's taxonomy places the organism in Eukaryota, Metazoa, Chordata, Actinopteri, Syngnathiformes, Syngnathidae. Gene Ontology annotation, molecular function: ATP binding; acetyl-CoA carboxylase activity; metal ion binding. Gene Ontology annotation, biological process: fatty acid biosynthetic process. The coding region runs from base 209 to 7285 and encodes 2358 amino acids.
GUAACCUGGCUGUGUGUUGUCGUCACAUCACCCCAUACUGGUGUUCAAAGCCACUGAACGACAGUGACCUCAUCAUGACGUGAUUUCACGACGGACACAGACUUGUCUAAAAGACGCCAGUCAUGAAUUGAGCUGUUCAACUCAACUGUUCAGGAUUGCGUGCCGGUUCAUCUCCACCGUGGUUGCAGCCUGUGCGUGUCACCCAGCGAUGGCACAGCAGGAAAACUCUGCCAAGAAGCCCCCAGCUAUAUCGGCAGCGCACCCCCACUUCAUUGUGGGAUCGGUGUCCGAGGAUAAUUCGGAAGAUGAAGUCCAGGGGAAGCCGGAUGUGCAGAUGGUGGAGAAGGAGGGACGUUCUUUGUCACCGUCGUCCGGGAGCUCCGAUAGCACCAAUGACAUGAACUUUGAGCACCUUGAUGGCUCCAUGCACAACAAUCUCAGGCCGAGCAUGUCCGGGCUACACUUGAUAAAGCAAAAUCGCGAUCGCCGGCGCAUCGAUCUGCAGAGGGACUUCACUGUGGCAUCUCCUGCUGAGUUUGUCACACGUUUUGGUGGCAACAAGGUCAUUGAGAAGGUGCUUAUCGCUAACAAUGGCAUUGCUGCAGUCAAGUGCAUGCGCUCUAUUCGCCGCUGGGCUUACGAGAUGUUUCGGAACGAACGGGCAAUCCGAUUUGUGGUGAUGGUGACCCCGGAGGACCUGAAGGCCAAUGCUGAGUACAUAAAAAUGGCCGAUCAUUAUGUGCCUGUGCCUGGAGGGACUAAUAAUAACAACUAUGCCAACGUGGAGCUCAUUUUGGACAUUGCCAAACGAAUACCUGUGCAGGCUGUUUGGCCUGGAUGGGGUCAUGCCUCAGAGAACCCCAAACUGCCAGAGCUGCUCCAUAAGCACGGCAUUGCUUUCAUGGGCCCUCCUAGCCAAGCAAUGUGGGCACUAGGAGAUAAGAUUGCUUCAUCUAUUGUGGCUCAAACAGCUGGCAUCCCCACCUUGCCAUGGAGCGGAACUGGCCUGACAGUCGAAUGGUCUGAAGUCAAUCAAAAGAAACACAUUAUCAAUGUUCCUCAUGACUUGUACGAGCUGGGCUGCAUCCAGGAUGUAGACGAUGGCCUGAAAGCUUCUGAGAAGGUCGGCUACCCUGUUAUGGUGAAGGCUUCAGAAGGAGGGGGAGGUAAAGGCAUCCGUAAAGUCAAUUGCACAGAAGAUUUCCCAAACCUAUUCAGACAAGUCCAGGCAGAAGUUCCAGGUUCCCGCGUGUUCAUCAUGCAGCUCGCCAAACAUGCCCGCCACUUGGAGGUCCAGAUCUUGGCAGACCAAUACGGCAAUGCCAUUUCCUUGUUCGGCAGAGACUGUUCAGUGCAGCGGCGACACCAGAAAAUUAUAGAGGAAGCGCCAGCUACCAUUGCCACAUCUGAUGUGUUCGAGGAUAUGGAAAGGUGUGCUGUGAAGCUGGCAAAGAUGGUGGGCUAUGUGAGUGCGGGCACAGUGGAAUACCUGUACAGCCAAGAUGGCAGCUUCUACUUCCUGGAGCUCAACCCUCGUCUGCAGGUUGAACACCCCUGCACCGAGAUGGUGGCUGAUGUCAACUUGCCCGCUGCCCAGCUGCAAAUUGCAAUGGGCAUCCCCCUUUACCGAAUCAAAGACAUCAGGAUGCUUUAUGGGAUGCAGCCCUGGGGAGACUCUCCCAUCGACUUUGAGGUUCUGUCCACAGCCGCCUCCCCACGAGGACAUGUCAUUGCAGCUCGCAUCACCAGUGAAAAUCCAGACGAGGGUUUCAAGCCGAGCUCUGGAACAGUACAAGAGCUGAACUUUCGCAGCAACAAAAAUGUGUGGGGUUACUUCAGUGUUGCAGCGGCUGGCGGACUGCACGAGUUUGCUGACUCCCAAUUUGGACACUGUUUUUCUUGGGGAGAGAAUCGUGAAGAAGCCAUCUCUAACAUGGUGGUAGCUUUGAAGGAGUUGUCUAUCAGAGGAGACUUUCGAACCACUGUGGAAUACCUCAUCAAGCUGCUGGAAACGGAAAGCUUUCAGCACAACAGCAUCGACACGGGCUGGCUGGAUAGGCUCAUCUCUGAGAAGAUGCAGGCUGAGCGUCCCGACACAAUGCUGGGACUCGUGAGUGGAGCUCUUCAUGUCGCAGAUGUUAAUUUAAGGAACAGCGUGUCCAUUUUCCUGCAUUCUCUGGAGAGGGGGCAGGUGCUGCCAGCGCACACACUUCUCAACACAGUGGAUGUAGAGCUGAUCUAUGAAGGCAUUAAGUACGUCCUGACCGUGACUCGCCAGUCUCCCAACUCCUACGUGCUCAUCAUGAACAACUCCACAGUCGAAGUCGAUGUCCAUCGGCUAAGUGACGGUGGUUUGUUGCUUUCCUAUGACGGCAGCAGCUACACUACCUACAUGAAGGAAGAGGUAGACAGGUAUCGCAUCACCAUAGGGAACAAGACCUGUGUUUUUGAAAAGGAGAACGACCCAUCGCUGCUGCGAUCUCCCUCGGCAGGAAAAAUCAUCCAGUACACAGUCGAAGAUGGCGGUCAUGUGUUUUCUGGCCAGUGUUACGCUGAAAUAGAGGUGAUGAAGAUGGUCAUGACCCUCACAGCUGCCGAGUCUGGUUGUAUUCACUAUGUGAAGAGGACUGGAGCGUCACUGGAGCCCGGUUGCAUCAUUGCCAAACUUCAACUGGAUGACCCAACUCGAGUUCAACAGGCAGAGUUGCAUACAGGUACCUUGCCCUCUACCCAGGCUGUUGCUUUACGUGGAGAAAAACUACACAGAGUUUUCCACAACACACUGGAUUACCUUGUUCACGUCAUGAACGGCUACGUUCUCCCUGAGCCUUUCUUUAGCGCCAAGUUGAAAGAGUGGGUGGAAAGGCUGAUGAAAACCAUGCGCGACCCCUCGCUGCCACUGCUGGAGCUUCAAGACAUUAUGACCAGCGUCUCAGGUCGCAUCCCCCCUGCUGUGGAGAAAGCCAUCAAGAAGGAGAUGGCUCAGUAUGCCAGCAACAUCACCUCAGUGCUCUGCCAGUUCCCCAGUCAGCAGAUUGCAAACAUCCUGGACAGCCAUGCGGCAACUCUUAACAAGAAGUCUGAAAGAGAAGUCUUCUUCAUGAACACGCAAAGCAUUGUUCAGCUGGUGCAAAAAUAUCGCAGUGGGAUCCGAGGGUACAUGAAGGCAGUGGUAAUCGACUUGCUCCGACAAUACCUGAAAGUAGAGAUCCAGUUUCAGAAUGGACACUAUGACAAGUGUGUGUUUGCCCUGCGUGAAGAAAACAAAGUUGACAUGGCAAAUGUGCUCAACUACAUCUUCUCCCAUGCCCAAGUCACCAAGAAGAACCUGCUGGUUACAAUGCUGAUUGACCAGCUGUGUGGCCGAGAUCCAACACUGACGGAAGAACUGAUGGCCAUGUUGACUGAAUUCACCCAGCUCAGCAAAACAACCAAUGCGAAGGUGGCACUUCGUGCACGCCAGGUAUUGAUAGCGUCUCACCUCCCCUCUUAUGAGCUCCGCCACAACCAGGUGGAGUCCAUCUUCCUCUCUGCCAUUGAUAUGUAUGGCCACCAAUUCUGCAUUGAGAACCUACAGAAACUUAUCCUUUCCGAAACAUCAAUAUUUGAUGUCUUGCCCAACUUCUUCUACCACAGUAAUCAGGUUGUCCGAAUGGCCGCCCUUGAGGUUUAUGUGCGCCGAGCAUACAUCGCUUAUGAGCUCAACAGCGUGCAGCAUCGCCAGUUGAAGGACAACACGUGUAUAGUAGAGUUCCAGUUCAUGCUGCCCACCUCCCACCCAAACAGAGGGAACAUCCCCACUCUAAACAGGAUGUCAUUCUCAUCAAAUCUGAACCACUAUGGCAUGGUGCACAUGGCUAGCGUGAGUGAUGUUUUGCUGGACACAUCCUUUACGCCGCCCUGUCAGCGGAUGGGCGCCAUGGUCUCCUUCCGCUCAUUCCAGGAGUUCACCAAGAAUAUAACAGAUGUGUUGAGUUGCUUCACAGACUCUCCUCCCCCAAGCCCGACUUUCCCUGAGGGAGGUAACCCCGUCCUGUAUGGUGAAGAGGACAACAAGAGCACCCAAGAGGAACCCAUCCAUAUACUGAAUGUGGCUAUAAAGACCGACAGUGACAUAGACGAUGAUGGCCUGGCAUCCAUGUUUCGGGAGUUCACCCAAUCAAAGAAAUCUCUUUUGUUUGAACACGGAAUCCGUCGCUUGACUUUCCUUGUGGCUCAGAAGGAUUUCAGAAAGCAAAUCAACUGUGAGGUGGACCAAAGGUUUCACAGAGAGUUCCCCAAAUUCUUCACAUUCCGCGCCAGGGAUAAGUUUGUGGAAGACAGGAUCUACCGCCACUUGGAGCCGGCUUUAGCUUUCCAGCUGGAGCUCAACCGCAUGCGCAAUUUUGCCCUGACAGCCAUUCCUUGUGCCAACCACAAGAUGCACCUCUAUCUGGGUGCGGCACGUGUGGAAGUGGGAGCAGAAGUUACAGACUACCGGUUCUUUGUGCGAGCCAUUAUCCGCCAUUCUGAUUUAGUCACAAAGGAGGCCUCUUUUGAGUACCUUCACAAUGAGGCUGAGCGUUUGCUUCUUGAGGCCAUGGAUGAGCUUGAGGUUGCUUUCAACAACACAACUGUGCGUACUGACUGUAACCACAUAUUCCUCAAUUUUGUCCCCACAGUCAUCAUGGACCCUUCAAAGAUUGAGGAGUCUGUGCGUUCCAUGGUGAUGCGUUACGGCAGCCGGCUGUGGAAACUGCGCGUCCUGCAAGCUGAACUGAAAAUUAACAUCCGCCUGACUCCGACAGGAAAGCAAAUCCCCAUUCGCUUGUUUCUCACAAAUGAAUCUGGCUACUACCUGGACAUCAGCCUCUACAAGGAGGUCACUGACUCCCGAACGGGACAGGUGGGGCCCAAAGACCGCCAGAUCAUGUUCCAGGCAUAUGGAGACAAGCAGGGUCCUUUGCACGGCAUGCUCAUCAACACACCUUACGUCACCAAGGACCUGCUGCAGUCAAAGCGCUUUCAGGCACAGUCACUGGGCACCACUUAUGUCUAUGACUUUCCAGAAAUGUUUAGACAGGCUCUGAAGAAGUUGUGGCACUCAAGCCAAGCGUAUGCUUUCGUACCCAAAUGCCCUCUUCCCUCUGAGUUGCUGACCUUCACCGAGCUGGUGCUGGACGCCCAAGGUCAACUGGUGCAGAUGAACCGACUGCCAGGUGGAAAUGAGAUUGGUAUGGUGGCAUGGCGGAUGACCCUCCGUACACCGGAAUAUCCAGCAGGACGUGAGAUCAUCGUCAUCAGUAAUGAUAUCACACACAAGAUCGGCUCAUUCGGGCCCCAAGAGGAUGUUCUGUUUCUGCGCGCCUCGGAGAUGGCCCGGGAGUGCGGCAUCCCUCGAAUCUAUAUCGCGGCCAACAGCGGCGCCCGCAUUGGCCUGGCUGAGGAAAUCCGACACAUGUUUCACGUGGCCUGGCAAGAUCCAACUGACCCGUACAAGGGUUUCAAGUAUCUCUACCUCACACCUCAGGAUUAUAAGAAGGUCUCAGCCCUGAACUCCGUACAUUGCGAACAUGUGGAGGAUGAGGGAGAAUCCAGGUACAAGAUCACCGACAUCAUUGGGAAGGACGACGGGCUGGGUGUGGAGAAUCUGAAAGGGUCCGGCAUGAUCGCUGGAGAAUCCUCUGUGGCUUAUGAGGAGAUCAUCACCAUGAACCUGGUAACGUGCCGAGCCAUCGGAAUUGGAGCCUAUCUGGUGAGACUGGGUCAGAGAACCAUUCAGGUGGACAACUCGCACAUCAUCCUUACUGGGGCUGGAGCACUAAACAAGGUGUUGGGCAGAGAGGUUUACACGUCAAAUAACCAGCUGGGUGGAAUCCAAAUCAUGCACAACAAUGGUGUGACGCACAGCACAGUUUGUGAUGACUUUGAGGGAGUCUUCUCUCUUCUGCAGUGGCUCUCUUACAUGCCAAAGUGCAAGUUUAGUCCGGUGCCCAUUCUGAGUGCCAAGGACCCCAUAAAUAGACCAGUUGACUUUGUGCCAACAAAGACACCCUAUGACCCUCGUUGGAUGUUAGCUGGUCGUGCAAGCCAGAGUCCAAAAGGCUCCUGGCAGAGUGGCUUUUUUGACCAUGGCUCCUUUAUGGAGAUAAUGCAGCCAUGGGCUCAGAGUGUGGUGGUGGGCAGAGCUCGACUGGGUGGGAUACCUACUGGAGUGGUUGCUGUGGAAACGAGGUCAGUGGAGCUGUCAAUCCCAGCUGAUCCAGCUAAUUUGGACUCCGAGGCCAAGAUCAUCCAGCAGGCGGGGCAGGUGUGGUUCCCCGAUUCGGCUUUCAAAACAGCCCAAGCUAUUAAGGACCUGAACCGAGAGGGGCUGCCUCUCUUUGUAUUUGCCAAUUGGAGGGGCUUUUCUGGAGGAAUGAAAGACAUGUAUGACCAGGUGUUGAAGUUUGGUGCCUACAUUGUGGACGGGCUGCGGGAGUACAAGCAGCCCGUGCUGGUUUACAUCCCCCCACAGGCCGAGCUGCGGGGAGGUUCCUGGGUGGUCAUAGAUCCCACCAUCAACCCUCGACACAUGGAGCUGUACGCCGACAAGGACAGCCGAGGUGGAGUGCUGGAGCCCGAGGGGACCGUGGAGAUCAAGUUUAGGAGAAAGGACCUAGUGAAGACCAUGAGACGAGUCGAUCCCGUCUACAUGAGCUUGGCUGAAAGAUUGGGAACUCCAGAGUUGAGCCCUCCUGACCGCAAGGAGCUGGAGACAAAGCUAAAAGAGCGAGAAGAGUUUCUGUUGCCUAUCUACCACCAGGUGGCUGUUCAGUUUGCGGACCUCCACGACACUCCCGGCCGCAUGCAGGAGAAGGGCGUCAUCACGGAUAUCCUGGAGUGGCAAACAUCCCGGCAGUUCUUCUACUGGCGCUUGCGGCGCCUCCUCCUGGAGGAAACGGUAAAGAGAAAGAUCCAAGCAGCAAACAGCGAGCUGACGGACGGGCAAGUCCAGGCGAUGCUGCGCCGCUGGUUUGUCGAGGCAGAAGGUGCCGUCAAGGCCUAUCUGUGGGACAACAACGAAGAGGUGGUGGGAUGGCUGGAGAGGCAACUCGCCGAAGACGAGGGAGCGCGGUCCGUCAUCGACGAGAACAUCAAGUACAUUCGCCGCGAUCACAUCCUCAAGCAGAUUCGCAGCUUUGUUCAAGCUAACCCAGAGGUGGCUAUGGAUUCUAUCGUGCACAUGACCCAGCACAUCUCGCCCACACAGAGAGCUGAGGUGGUGCGUAUAUUGUCCACUAUGGAGACCUCGGCCUCCUCCUAGUGCUGAGGCCACAGCCACCCAGCUCGGAUUCCGGGCUGACAUUCAGGUUCGGAGGAGCCAACGCGAGUGCCCCUCGGCAGCCGCCAGGGAACCGAUGAAUCGUUGGUAAUGAUUCUCAGCCACGUGAUAUUUUGUAAGUUGUCUUUACAACCAGUUUGUGUAAAAGUACAUGUUUUGCGUUCAAGUUCGAUCAGCAGAAAAUGACUAAUACUAUUUGGUGACCAAUAUGAUCUGGUGUGGGCUUUGAACGAAUGCAGAACUGAACUAAUGAACUGGAAUGUGGUCAUAUUCCAAUGCAUAGUGCUUUCUGGCAACAUAGUCUUAGUUAAGUAUUUUGAGGACAUUGCAAGUAGCCUUGGCGAGAAAGGGUCUUUUAAACUACCAACAAGGGUGCACUUAGUUACUGAGCAGAAAAAUAGCAGGAACGUGAUAACCCAUUUGGACAGAAGAGCACGGCAGGGAGUAAAAGGAGCCCUUUUCCACCCUGACUGCUUCCCAGUUCUCCUGCCGUGAACACAAAACUACAGCUGUCCCGUCACGCUGCUCCACAUGCACUUUAUACUGCUUUGCUGUUCACAUUGCAUACACAAGUAAACUUGCUCUCACUCUAAAUGUCGUAUUCAUGUCGUCUCGCACACUGUUACACACGCGCACACAAAGACACAGAGGUGGACAUAUUGAAAUUUAAUGGGAAAUAGUAUAAUGGUACCACACACAGAGUUGAUAUUAGCAUGGUUUUUUUUCAUUUAUUUUGUGUCGUGUCUCUUGCUGUCCAAAACAAUCGUUGAAAAUAACUUUUAUUAUUAUUCAUUUGUUUUUGUAAUAGAAAAUAUUUUUGAAUGCAUGAUGAGAUCACCUCUGUUCAAUGAUUCAUGUCAAGUCAGCAAAUGUCUAGCCAUAAUCCAUGGUAAUUGUUUUAUUUAUACUAUUUUGUACUAAAUGUUCCUUAUUUUAAAUAAUUUUAUUCUCAAUUGCAUAUUUCCUUACUUGAGUUUUGUUUAAAAAGCAAAAAACAAACCAAAAAAACACCUAUGUGGCACAAGUACAGAGAUGGUACAUUAAGUGACACUGAGCAAACAGCACUGUCAUGUUGAACUCAGUUCUUGACAUCACUGCCUCAUUAUGUUGAUCUGACAAUGUGAAAACAGCUUUGUGCUCAGUGCUGUGACUCCCCCCCCCCCCCCCCCCGACCUGUACUGACUUGGCGGCCAGUUGCUUUUUAACACACUGGUUGUAACCUGAAAAUGAUGAUGAAAUAAUGACAUGUUGGCAAUCUAAAUAAAGCUUAACCCCCUUAAA